This is a messenger RNA of Apis florea (little honeybee), 3791 nucleotides long. It is a transcript of the gene SMC2, whose product is annotated as structural maintenance of chromosomes 2. Gene Ontology annotation, cellular component: chromosome. The record is from RefSeq and is a predicted model, not a curated record. Gene Ontology annotation, molecular function: protein binding; ATP binding; ATP hydrolysis activity. Lineage: Eukaryota; Metazoa; Arthropoda; Insecta; Hymenoptera; Apidae. Gene Ontology annotation, biological process: chromosome organization.
AAUCGUUAGUAUUUUCAUUGUAUAUCUGCCCAAAUAAGUAUAUAAACAUACCGGUCAUUCUUCACGAUUUGAAUUUGCAGUUUUGUUUAUCAGCUUAAGUGUAAUUAAAAUAAUAUUUUCAAUUCUAUUUAUUUAAUUUCAUAAUGUAUAUAAAAUCUAUGGUAUUAGAAGGAUUUAAAUCAUACGGAAAAAGAAUCGAAAUAAAUGAUUUCAAUAAAGAAUUCAACGCAAUCACAGGAUUUAAUGGUAGUGGGAAAUCAAAUAUUCUUGAUGCAAUAUGUUUUGUUUUAGGUAUAUCAAACCUUGGACAGGUACGUGCAACAUCAUUACAAGAUUUAGUUUAUAAAUCUGGUCAAGCAGGUGUAAAAAAAGCUAGUGUUACUAUAACAUUUGACAAUAGAGAUAGAGAUUCAUCUCCUAUGGGAUAUGAACAUCAUGAAGAGAUAAUAGUUACAAGACAAGUUGUGAUUGGUGGUAAAAAUAAAUAUCUGAUCAAUGGAUCUAAUGUACAAAAUAAACGUGUCCAAGAUAUGUUUUGUUCUGUUCAAUUAAAUGUAAAUAAUCCACAUUUUUUGAUAAUGCAAGGAAGAAUUACAAAAGUUUUAAAUAUGAAACCCAUGGAAAUUUUAUCAAUGAUAGAAGAAGCUGCAGGUACUCGAAUGUAUGAAAGUAAAAAAGAAGCUGCUUUAAAAACUAUAGAAAAGAAAGAUAGUAAAUUAAAAGAAAUAAGUGAUAUUUUGAAAAAUGAAAUUGGUCCAAGAUUAUCAAAACUUAAAGAAGAAAAAAUACAAUAUGUUGAAUUUCAACGUAUAGAAAGAGAAUUAGAACAUUGUAAAAGAAUUUGUCUAGCAUGGAGAUAUGUCACAGCUUUAAAUGAAAGUCAGAAUGCAGAAGAAAAUGCUCAAAUUGUUAAAAAUAAAAUAGAAGAAAAAAUAAAAAGCAUUAAUGAUGGUGAAGAGGAGCUUAAAAAUAUAGAAAAAGAAUAUGAUGAAAUUGCUAAAAAAAGGGAUGUAGAAACAGGAGCUCAAUUAGAAACUUUGGAUAAUGAAUUAAAAGAAACAGAAAAAAAACAAUGUAAAUUAACAGCUGAAUUUAAUAGCAAUGAAGAAAAUAUUAAAGCUGCUAUAAAAGCAAUAGAACAAUUAAAAAUUAAUAUAGCUGAUGAUGAAAAUAUUUUUGUAGCAAAACAAAAAGAAUAUGCUAAAGUUGAAGAUCUUUUUAAAAUGUUAAAAGAGACAGAUGAACAGGAUUGUAAAGCAGUAUUACUUGCACAAGAAAAAUAUCAAAAAAUUAGUUCUGGCUUAUUAGAAAAUCAAGAUGGUGAAAAUGCAACAUUGGAACAGCAAUUAAUAAAUACUAAGCAGAGUUUAUCAGAAGCACAAACGCAACGUAAACAAUGUGAAAUGACAUUAAAUCAUAAUAGAGAGCAAUUGAAAAGAAAAAAAAUAGAAUUAAAAAACACUGGAGAUGAAUACAAAAAAUAUACUAAAGAUCUUGAAAAUAAAGAAAAAGAAAUAAAAAAUUUAGAAAAUGAAUUAAAAAAAUUAAAUUACAAAGAUGGAUAUAUGGAAGAACUUAAAGAACAAAAAUGUAAAUUAAGAAAUGAAAUAUUAAAAUUAGAAGAAGAAAUAGAUCAUUUUGAAUCAAAAUAUCCUCAAAUUAGAUUUGAAUAUCAAAAGCCUGAUUCUAAUUUUAAUCAUAAUUCGGUAAAAGGAGUUGUAUGUAAAUUAAUCACAGUUAAAGAUAAAAAUGCAGCAUAUGCAUUGGACAUUGCUGCAGGAGGAAAGUUAUAUAAUAUAGUAGUAGAUACAGAAAUGACUAGUAAGAAAAUACUUCAACAUGGUCAAUUACAAAAACGUGUAACUAUUAUUCCUUUAAAUAAAGUAGGAGGCAAACCUAUGGAUAAUCAAUUAAUUCAUUUGGCACAGAAAAUAGGUGGUAUAGAAAAUGUUCGACCAGCUUUGUCACUCAUAGAUUUUCCAGAAGAAACUAGAUCUGCUAUGACAUGGAUUUUUGGACAAAUUUUUAUUUGUAAAGAUAUUGAAAUUGCUAAAAAAAUAGCAUUUCAUGAUAACAUAAUGAAAAAAUGUGUCACUUUAGAAGGAGAUGUUGUUGAUCCUGCUGGUAUUUUAUCUGGUGGUGCACCAUUAAAAACUGGAUCAGUUCUUUUAAAGUUAGAUGAAUUAAAAGAUAUACAAAAUAAAUUAAAUAUUAAACAAGAGACUCUUCAAAAUAUUGAGACAACAUUAAUGAAUGUAAACAAUAUUGCUGAAAAAUAUAUUUCAUUAAAACAAACAUUUGACUUACGAAAUUAUGAAAUUAGUAUGGUGAAACAAAAAUUAGAACAAACAGAAUAUUAUAAAAUAAAAGAGGAGAUAGAUUCAUUAGAAAAAAAUAUUGAACAACUUUUACAAACAAUAACAGUAGUAGAAAAAAAUGAAAAGGAAAGUACUAUACAUGCUCAAGAAUUAGAACAUCAAUUGAAAGAUGCUACUAAUAUUCGUGAAAAACAGUUGAAAAAUGCUAAAUCUGAAUUAGAAAGAUUAAAAACAAAAGCUGAAAACAGUCGUAAAGAAUGGCAAAAACGGGAACAAGAAGCAGAUAUGCUUGAGUUGGAAAUAAAAGAAUUACAAAAAAGUAUCGAAAUUGGAAAAGAACAGUUAAUAACAUCUGAGGAAAAGUUAAAUAUAUUACAAGAAAAAGCAAAUGAAUUAGAACAAGAACUAAAUGAAGUAAAAGUUAAUGUAAAACAUAUACAAUCUGAUAUAAAAGCACAAAAAGAUAAUAUUAAUAAACAAAAUGCUUAUUUGCGGAAGCUUAUGACACGAAAAGAAGAUAUUAUAAAGCAAAAUAAAGAAGCAGAAUUGGAUAUUAAAAAAUUAAAUCAUGAAAUUAAUUCAAUUAAAAAUAUUGUUAAAAAUUAUAAAGAAAAUGUUUCUGAACUUAUUCAAAAAUAUGAAUGGAUUGAACAGGAUAAAAUUUAUUUUGGAAAAACAGGUGGUAUUUACGAUUUUAAUGUUAAUAAACCUAAAGAAAUGGAACAAAAAGUACAACAAUUACAAUCGAUGCGUGAAAAACUCAGUCGAAGUAUUAAUACACGUGCUAUUAGUCUUCUUGACAAAGAAGAAGAACAAUUUAAUGAAAUGAUGAAAAAAAAGAAAAUAGUUGAAAAUGAUAAAACAAAAAUAUUAGAGACAAUUAAGCAUUUAGAUGAAAAAAAGAGAGAAACAUUACUGAAAGCUUGGGAACAAGUAAAUAAGGAUUUUGGGUCAAUUUUUAGUAGUUUAUUACCAGGAGCUGAUGCAAAGUUACAACCUUGUGAAAAUCAAACAGUUACAGAAGGAUUAGAAGUAAAAAUUGCAUUUUCUGGUAUUUGGAAAGAAUCGUUAGGAGAAUUAUCAGGGGGACAAAGAUCUUUAGUUGCUUUGUCUUUAAUCUUGGCUAUGCUUUUAUUUAAACCUGCUCCACUUUAUAUUUUGGACGAAGUUGAUGCUGCAUUAGAUCUCUCUCAUACUGAGAAUAUUGGUAUAAUGUUAAAAAAACACUUUAAACAUUCACAAUUUAUUGUUGUAUCAUUAAAGGAUGGAAUGUUCAACAAUGCUAAUGUAGUAUUUACAACUAGAUUUGUUGAUGGAAUGUCAACAGUAUCUAGAAGUGAAAAAAUAAGAAGUAAGUAAAUAAGUGUAUCAUACUUCUUAAUCUACAUACUACAAUCUCAAUUUCAUACUCAAUCUACAAUCUAUUAUGUAUAUAAAUAAAUUAAGAUAUUUUAUCUAUGAUAGACGAUUUUA